Molecule: messenger RNA, 1008 nt
Organism: Symbiodinium sp. CCMP2592
Lineage: Eukaryota; Dinophyceae; Suessiales; Symbiodiniaceae
Source: the annotation of a GenBank genome assembly
AUGGAUGCCGGCCGCAACUGCUGGACAGACGAUGGCGCUGUUCACUACAUUGAGCUGACGGUUGUGCUGCUUUCAGGUCAAACCGUCGCCCACUGCAUCGCAGAGGAUUCGCUGAGCGCAGAGCACCUCAAGAUCCACGUCGAGGAGGCUGCAAACGAGCCCGGAACAGUUGUGAGUCAGCUGAUUUGGGGCGACAUGGUAUUACAGGGAAUGGUCACACUGAAGGAUUUGGGGAUGUCUGGUCAUGAGCAGCUAGUUGCCAUUUGUACCUUCGUUCUGGAGGGCCAGUUCGAGAGCUAUGAUGUCACGAACACCUGUGAGUGUUGUUUCCACGGCCGGGAGAGACGGCUCCUCUUCCGAGCAAACGGAACCGGAACAUACUGGCAGGCGACAGUGUAUGAGUACGAGGACGAUGUCGAUUUCACAGCAGACCAGGGACACACCUUUCGCUAUUCUGUUGGAGCCUUGCAGGAGGGCGUCAGCGGAUUGGAGAGGUGUCUCCAGUUUCUCUGGGACCACGAUAGCGAUGGGCAACACACUGACAAUAUCACGGCCAGGCAGCUUCCGUGCUUUCACACCGCGGCCUUGCUUCUUCACCCUUCUGACGACUUACGAAACCGUCUGCGGAUAGGGGAAGCGGUCUUCGUAGACACUCGGCGCUUGGCAAAGCGGGGUCGUCAUCUCCGGGAUGAGAUCACCGAUCUGCAGAUCCUUCGCUCUGACAUUAUGUAUCGGAUCGAGAUGCAGGAGCCCCUGAUCCCAGCAACGGAUCCUUGGUUCGAGGCCACACCGCCUUGGAUUCAUUGGCUGGAUGCAUUGAGCCUAUCAAACAAUCGACGACAGGCCGCCGUCAAGAGCCGACAUCAAAGCCUCCAGCUGCAGGAGUCCCGCGAGGCCGUGCUGCGGGCAGCCCGACUGCGGCGAGCUGCAGCGCGCCGGUUGGCGAAGCAGCGAAGCCUUCAGCGAAGACACUGGGGGAGGGGCCAAAGAGCUGCUUUCUGCUUGUAA